GCCAACUGUCACCAAAGUGCCAGACCUCCCACGCACCCUCUCUCUCUUCCCCUCUCUCAUUGCUGUCUCUGCGUAGUUUCUCUGUCUACAGACGGAGAGCUCUAUCUCUCUAAAAAUUGUGAGAGAGAGAGAGAGAGAGGGAUGCAAAUGAUCUCAAGAGCAUCAUCUGCCAUGGCCUCCCUUCCUUGUUCUAGGGUGAAGAGUGGGCUUUGUGUCAGGCCCGGUAAAAGACAACUUUGCCUUAGAAAAGGGCUUGUGUUUGGAUUUUUGCGCUUGUUGUCAACACCUUUAAAAACACUGCGUGGAGCUAGUCGAUCGCUGAGAGUUACUCAAUUUUGCAGUGUUUCAAGCAUGUCAUCGUCAUUGCAAAUCGAGUUGGUGCCAUGUCUCAGGGACAACUAUGCAUAUCUUAUACAUGACAUGGAUACAGGCACGGUUGGAGUAGUUGAUCCUUCUGAGGCUUUACCUGUUAUAGAUGCUUUGAGUAGGAAAAACCGAAAUUUGACCUAUAUAUUGAACACACAUCAUCAUCAUGACCACACUGGUGGGAACGAGGAAUUGAAAGCCAAAUAUGGUGCAAAGGUAAUUGGUUCGGGAGUAGACAAGGAUAGGAUUCCCGGCAUUGAUAUAGUUUUAAAUGAUGGAGACAAGUGGGUGUUUGCUGGUCAUGAAGUGCUUGUAAUGGAUACUCCUGGUCACACUCGAGGUCAUAUUAGCUUCUACUUUCCUGGGGCGGGGGCGAUUUUCACAGGGGACACUUUGUUCAGCUUAUCUUGUGGAAAGCUUUUUGAAGGAACCCCUGAGCAGAUGCUUUCUUCGCUCGGAAAAAUAAUGUCAUUGCCUGAUGAUACAAAAAUAUAUUGUGGUCAUGAAUAUACAUUGAGCAAUUCAAAGUUUGCUUUGUCCAUAGAGCCCAACAACCGGGCACUUCAGUCUUAUGCUGCCCAUGUAGCUCAACUUCGUAGCAAGGACUUGCCUACUAUCCCAACUACUCUGAAGAUGGAGAAGGCCUGUAAUCCAUUUCUUCGCACUUCAAGUACAGAAAUUCGACAGCAUUUAGAUAUUCCCACAACGGCAAGUGAUGAAGAAGCCUUGGGGGCCAUUCGUCGAGCAAAAGAUAGUUUUUAACUCUAUUGAAAUCUUGGUGUGUACAGGAGACCCAAGCACAUCCACAUUCUGGACAUACCAAUGUUCACCGCGUCAAUAUAUUUUAGAUAAUUCAAAGUUCUUCUCGAAAUGUUUCAUGUUAAUUUUCCAUGCUUAAAGGUGAUCCCUUUACAUUUUGUCGAUAAAAAAUGUUUCAUGAGACCGGGUAACAUGUAGGCUGUACUUUGAUUAAAUCCUUUAAUUGUUCAUUUCUUUUGGUAAGAGAUUUCUUUCAUUUGCUUCUGUGUAUUCAUGUAUUCUAAUUUUUGUAAAGCAGCAGCCAUGGUAUUUUCCCUUUUA
Molecule: messenger RNA, 1446 nt
Organism: Tripterygium wilfordii
Lineage: Eukaryota; Viridiplantae; Streptophyta; Magnoliopsida; Celastrales; Celastraceae
Product: probable hydroxyacylglutathione hydrolase 2, chloroplastic
Exons: 8
Coding region: 142-1128 (328 amino acids)
Molecular function (GO): hydroxyacylglutathione hydrolase activity
Source: RefSeq, a predicted model, not a curated record